AUGUCACUCUUCGAGAUAGAAGCGCCUCCAUUGCGGUCUCAUAAAUAUGACCAGCAUGAAGGUCUGCAUCCUGUGUGUCCGCACUUCCGCUACUGCUUUAUCAUUAACAAGCUAUCAGAAAGGAUGCCUGUUCUCAACACCCGGAUUGGUAUGGGCCCUGGGCCCCAAAUACCUCACAGCGUCGGGGUCGGAGGAAUGAUGGAUCAUCAACCAAUGUUAAGGCCGAGCCGGGGCAGUGGAAUUCUCCCAGUUCAGCUCCCACGGAAGAAUCCCGAGCUCAUGAAGCUCACCGACGAAGCUCAGAGCCUGCGUGCAGACUCGGAGCGGCUUUCACGCGAGAUGACACGCAUCAGUGGAGAGCUCCAGCACGACUACUCGGACUUCACCAACAGCCUGCGCCCACCUAGCGACAAGGCCAUCGCGCGGAUCACGCAGCUCGGUGCAAAAAUCGUCCAGCUCUCUUCGGAAACGCGUCCUAGCGCGCGUGACGCGCUGGUCGCAGGGUGCAAAGCGGACGCAAUCGCUUUGCACAAUGCAUUCGACUCCGCACACGGCACAGCAAAGUUGUCGAUGGAACGAGCGGCGAAGGAGGAGGUGGACAUCACGUAUGACGCCAGCCAGGCGGAGACAAAGGAGGCGCGCGCGCGCGAUAUUAUCGUGUUGCUCAACGACUUGAUUUCAUCGCAGAACCGCGAGCUUGCGACGCAGCGUGAUCGCAUUAAUACAGCGAUGCAUGCGGCAAAAAUUGCACGGGAGGCGCGAGACGAGGCGCAGAGAAAGUUGGAUAGCGCGAAGAGUGGACGGGACUUGCGAAACGCGUUUCUCGGGCCAUUGGGGGACGCUCUUGAUAUUGGCGGGCUGAAUAGCCAGAUUAACGCAGCGAAGGGCGCAUUAAACGACGCAGAGAACAACCUUUCGACAGCGCAACAGGACUACAAGUCGGCGGAGGAUGCGGUGAACGACGCGCGGGGGGAGGUGGACCGCAUCAACGGGUAUCUCCCGGACCUCCAGAACCUCAGAGAGACAUUCCGCCGAGAGCGUACGCAGUUUGACACGCUUCACGGGAAGAUGCACGAUUUUGUAAAUCUGUGCCUCGAUGUCGCGGUAUUUUUUGGCAGCCUGACGGCACAGUCAUCCCCGAUGCAGUUCGUACACACUGCCAAGGGCCUGGCGGAUAUGGUGCUGAAAGUCCAGGGGAUCGUGGAGAGUAAUGUGAAGCUUGCGGGGCCAUUUUUGACAGCCCCUGAUGGGUUAGACGCGACACUGAAGCAGAUUGCACAGUCGACGGUUCCUCCCGGGCCUAUCGACGAGCUGAUGUGA
Molecule: messenger RNA, 1320 nt
Organism: Fibroporia radiculosa
Lineage: Eukaryota; Fungi; Basidiomycota; Agaricomycetes; Polyporales; Fibroporiaceae
Exons: 5
Coding region: 1-1320 (439 amino acids)
Source: RefSeq, a predicted model, not a curated record